CGCGUUCAGCAUAAUGUUUGCUUCUGUCGUAUGCAUGACAACAAUGAAAGCUUAAUUAUAUCUAGCAUCAUGCUGAAGGCAGGUUAUUGCUUAAAAUGUUAUAAAUUGAGUUGAAUUGAAUAUCUCAGGUUUCUAUUUUCAUUUGAUAUAACUAAAUAUGCCAUGAAUGUUAGUUCACUGUAAGGCAGCCAAUAUCAUAUUGAUCAGUUCAAAGUAUUGAUUGGGUUCGAAUCUUACAGGAACUCAGUCGCAACCCAAACAGCUCUUUGAUAACAUCUCCAACUGCUGCACUGGAUAAUUUGGUGUCAAAUCUCGGAAGAGAAAUCAGUCAAAUCGAGUUUCUAGAUACGUGUACCAGAAAGUACAGAAUUGAGACUCAAGUUUCGUGCCUAUAACCACCAUCCAACGAAAAUCUGUCUCAUAAUCUAAUAUGCACCUGCAUAUUACUUCAUAAAUUUUUUGGACUAGAAAAAUAGCUUUCCUUCGUAGUUACGUGUAUGAAAUUGAUAACUGAAACUUAUGAGGAAAUCUAAAUCGAUUAGAAAACGCUACUGCUUGCCAAAAACACAAAGAAUUUAUAAUUCAGUAUGUUUGGUGUGUUUUUUCGGUUUACAUGUCAAUGUAUAGUUCAGUUGAAUUACUCAGGCAACUUGUCUCAUGUAUGAUCUAUUGUUUACACACUAUGUUUGCCAAUAUUUCAGCUAUUUCGAUCGCAACAAUAUAUGCUUGAGGUACAGCAGCAAAUGAAUGUGAACUGAUCAUAUGACUCGUCAUAUGCCUAGUUGUAUAUAAAAAGGAGAUAUUUAAUCAAUCAUAAUCAAAGAAUGCAGUUUCAGUAUACUAUGCUCUUUCUGCUAACUGCUUUAGUAACUGUGUUCAACACUGUUGAGUUGAGAGUCUGUGAGUUUCAUUUAGCCGUUUUCUUUGUUUUCAGUAUUUCCCUUUUUGCAAAGUUUCUAGUUACGAAGUUUAGUUGUAUCGAAAUUUCGACUUGAAAACUUAAUAUAAGAAGACGAUGAAUAUAGAUGAAGUGCUUUUUAGUAGCAUUUCCACAGUCUGAAAUUCUAUGGACAGUUGUAUAUUUUGAAUUACUUCAACUGAAAAUUUUGUUUUCAGAUACAUUUGUGAUUAAAUCUUUUGAUUAUAUCUCGUCAUUUUUGUUGUAGAACUACAGUGAGCUUCCCUUCCGUAUAAUCUUUAAAUAUUCGUUUAACGUACCGUCACCUAGUGAAGGUAUAUAUUGUUUUCCGGUUUUCCACCGCUGAACUACUUACUACAGCAAACUUUUCGUUUUGUAUAACCAGAAAGAUUCAAGAUGUUUUGAACGGAAUGUAAAGCUAUGCUCACAGAUAUAUAGUACCUUGGUAAAUUCAGAGCCUCGGGAUUUUUCAAGUUACAGUUGCGAGUGAAUGCUCCUAGACUGUCUCCAUAUUUCACUUUAAAAUAUCGUACUUCGAGUAGAGUGAUACCUGUAUUUUACAUAGUACAAACGACUAAUGUUAUAACAUGCCUUGAGGUUAGCAACAGCUGCAAACGACUCAUGUAUGAAUUUUGUACAAUGUUGACUUCAACAUUUGUGAUAUCGGUUGUUUAUUUGAAUGGUAUACAAACUUUUUUGAGUAUAGGAGAUAAAAAUGAAAGAGGCAACAUGAAUAUGUUUGAAAACAUUGAUGGGGCAAAUGAAUGGGUAUUUCACUAAACUGUAUAUUUUGACCGCAAUAUGCGCAAAUACAAGUUUAUUAUUGAUUUUUAUGGUGUGUAAUGUGCACUCCCAUCACAUGUAUGCAAACUGCAUGCUGAUAGUUUAUCUGGACGUAAAUGUUCAGUGGUCUUCAGAUUAUAUUUCGGACUAUUUAAGAUAUGUUGUGGCACAUAAGCAGUUCUUUGAGAGUUUUCUCCAGUUAUAACAAAAUUUUAUUACAUAUCUCAUGGAAGAAUGUGAAAAUGGCCAUUCAUAAAACAGUUUUCAUCUCCAGUGUGGGAUUGAAACUUACCUGCUCGUUGUUUGAUGUCCUAGAGAAUAUAUGGAAAUGUUAUCAUUACUUCAGAAAUGUAUGUUCAUCUCUUACACGGAUUCCUAUUUGUAUGUAAUCAUUCUGUCUGAGGAUGUACACGACCGAUCAAGGGAUCAGGCUACCACUAACUGAUAUAUAUUGCAUAUAAUAAACUUCAUAUUUUCUAUAAGGUACACGCUCACUUGAUUACGAAAAUCCGAUACUGGACGUUGCAUUAUGAAAUUUUAUCGAUGUCUAAACGCUUGUUCAGCUUGUGAGUUGCUAACGAAUCUCAUUUCACUUCGAUGAGACCGAUAUUGAUCAAGUAAAAAAUAACAGUUUUAUUAUCACCAGCAUGAAAACGGUUUUGCGAAGGUGUGACUAUGAUAUAGUAUCAGAACCUUAACACUAAAUUAUACAACAAAAAAUUUUUAGUGGAAUACAAAAAACAGUUAGUGAUUUGAUGGAUUCAAUAAAUUCAGACAUUGUACAAACGAUAAUAGUGAUUUUGGUAUUUCUGAUCUUCAAUGAAUCAACAACAACCUGGUUUUGUUUUCAUUCAUUGCAAAGUACAAAAAACAGAAUGAUAAUGACCGUUAAUUUGCCCAGAUGAUUCAGAUUGUUAGUUACUAUUUUGUGCAUGGAAAAAUCUUCCAUCCCUCAUUAAAAUCUUAUAUAUAUAGGACUUAUUCAACACCACUGAGAAACAGCAGGGAAAAGGAAACGUAGUCUCGAGUGUGAGUUCAUUGCUGUACGUCUUCAAAAGCAGACCAUUCGAUGAUAAUGGGGAUUGGAUGUUUUAUCAAAUAUUGAGAAAGCCUUAAGCAUAUUAGUGUGAUGUUUUCAAAGAAAUAUAGCUGUCUAUCAUAAUGAUGUAUAUAGGUUAAAUCCAAUACUUUAACACUGUAUCAUACUGAGCUCUUUAUUUCGAGCACAGCUCAGCCAAAAAAUGUGUAGAUGUUUCUUUAAACUGUAGCUGUUUCUGGUAUUUCAUAUUUCAGUCAUACAUUAGGAUAUAACAGAUUUUUCAUUAGAUAAACUGAGACCGAACAUACAAGUAGGCAGUUGAAAAUAUUAAGUCUAGUAAUAACUGACGAAAUUCAAUAGCUGCAUGAUCCUUCACAGAUUGUUUUUCAGAAAAUACAUAAAACUGGAGGAAAUACACGAUGAGUUAAAGCUGCCAAUUUGAGUUAUGAUUCAAUGAGGCAAGACACAGGAGUAUCUAUCUUAUUUGGUGAAGUGAUUUCGUGAACAGAAUCCCGGAAAACCAAGUUCUCAUAACAAAUUAAGUUUAUUUGUGAUAUGUAGCUUUUGGGAAGUAGAAAAAACGUUUGGAUUUCUAUGAUAACAUUAUUCAAAUGUGUAGGGAAGUAAUACUAGUUUCAAACUGAAACAGAAACUCAUUCUGUUAGGUUUUCAAUGCGAUGUAAUCUUUACACUUAUAGAAGUUAGGUUUAAUGGGUCCUCUGUCGUGUGUUCACUAGUGAAAUUGAUAGCGCAAUGAAAAUCCUUCAGUGACUGAUUACAUUGAGGCUUACGAGCAGGGCUAUGAGAUAGCAAGUCUAUCCGGAAUAUAACACUCAGGUUUAGGAAAUAUGACAAUAAAUAUCAUAACGAUUGUGAUCUGAUGUCUUUGUUGGAAACAUCGGAGAGAAUACAUUCGAUUAGAUUGCUCAAGACUGUUCAAACAAAUAUGCUUGAAAUUGUAUGCACAUCAAAAUCCGUGAGGAAGAGUGUGUUUUAAGAUACACAGGUUUUGAAGGUAUAAAAUUUAAAGUGUUACUAACCUACUUUAUGUCAUCGCUAGCAUGCUAGUCAGCGUGUUCAGAGGGAAUUCACAUUGAGUUCAGUAAUGCAUAUGGAGCAAUGUUGAUGGUGAAUAUAUUCAUAAAACUGCCACCGGAUACUUCAUUUUCAUCAGAAGGGAUGAAAUGUGAUUGUGGAAGUUACUGUGAAAUGUCGAAUAAGCAAUGCAUGUUAGUAAUCCUGAAUGAAUGGCAUAACGUCAGCCGAAAUGCAGACCACGUAUACAUGGAAAAGACAUUGCAUUUUACGCAGUAAAUUUUGAACCCAUGAAAAUUUCUAGGAAUCAUUGGCUUUAGCAUGAGUUUCAUUAUCAGGCUUUUCCAGCAUAAAGAUAAGGUGAACUGAGGUGUGAACAAGAGAUUGCAUAGUGUGGCUUCGAAUGACGGUAGUGCUUAAGACUAUCUUUAGUGAGGCAGUAUCCUUCCACGUAUAUUUCAAAUUGUCAUUGCAAACGAUUUUCAGAGUUUAAACUACACGAAGUUGGGUGGAUAAAAAAUUCGACUGGAUCCCAAAUGAUGGGGAUUCACUUACCUAGUUCUUACCUUCCAGCGUUUUCCAUUUUUUCAUGCAGGCGUACAGAAUUUCGGAUGAUAAUAUCGCCGAAGAUUUAUGUUGAUGUCUUGUCGCACAAACUCGAAGAUCUACAGGCAAAAAACAACAAGCUGACAGAAGAGUCAGAGAAGGAAGACGGAACUUCCUUCAGCUGAACGAAGAGAGGCACAGAUGAUGAAGAUACACAACCAUCACCAUCACCACCAACACCACCACCAACAACAACAACAACAAGCGACAAUCACCAUCAACGGCAGAAAUCGAAAGGAAGUUGUCUCUUCAUCUACCAUACUAGGCAACAUCGUUUCAAAUACAGGCGACAUAAGCAUAGAUGAGAAGGUGAAAGUGAGGAUCGGAAAGACAAGAUAGGCAUUCUGCAUCAAUCUGAAAUAAUAAUCAAUGUGGAGAUCUACUAUACUCCACCUGUUUGAUCAGUGAGCAGGUAUGCAAAGCAUAUAGCUCUGCACCAGUUUCUUCAUGCAGGCUCAUCCUUCGUUAGCUAUACUAGGGUUUUCCUGUAGACAGGUAAUCAAACACCUGAUGAUAAUUAGGAGCGAGGUAGAACUCGAACACAUGAAAAUAGUGUUUUUUAAGGCAGCGGAAGUAUUUGCUUAAUUUGUUUCAUCCUUACAUUGAUUCGUCACUAAGUGCUGAGUGAAUUCUACCGAUGCUUUUACAAAGUAGUCAUCUAAUUUAACUAUCACAGUGCUCUUCCAUUCAUAUAAGCACACUGGAGAUUGAUGAAAAGAAACCAUGCUUGAUCUGUAUAGAUUUUGGACUUUUUGAUAUUGGUAAUCAAGACUUAUUUACAACAUUCAACAAAGUGAUGUUAUCUGAGAAAUUCGAACCGAAGAUAUUCAGUGUUUAUAUGAAGGAUAUUUCUACUGAGCAAUUCAUUCAAGAAUUGAUCUUCUGCCUGCAACUUCUAACUAUUGAAUUUAAGGAAUCAUCGGAGGUAAAACUGAGAUUUUUCGGAAAGGCACUUUAUGCCUAAAUUACCACCUGGAUAGGUGAAAAUAGACAUUGAAAAUUGAGAAAAUACUGGACAGCAACAUCGAAAGCUUUCUGCAUCAGUGACUUUCGUCAGAUCUGUAGAACCAUGCAAUACAAAUUGCUCAUUAAACCUGAUAAAUCCAACGCAAGAUGUUGACAUGCGACUGUUGCACAGUGAAAGAAUUCAGGCAAAUCGUGGGCAUCAGACACUAUCAGAUAAUGACUUCUGAUUCAAAGGUGGCUAAAGUGUCAUAUACCUUCAUAUUCAUGUUGAGCAAGAUAAAGUUAGGAUUUUGAUGUUUGUAAACUCUGAUCAAUAUGUUGCAAGUUAUAGAGUAAAUUUCAGAUGUGCGUAUGAUUAUGAAAGAAUAUGACUUGGACGACAUAGAUGUAAUAAAUCCCAUUUGUGUAUUCGUUCGUAUAUUCGCUACUUUGGAUUAUAGUUGAUAUAAUUUUAUUCUUCUGAAGCGUAAAUAGUUAAUGCUGUUUGUUGGAUGAAGUGCACAAAGAUUUAUUGAAAAGUAGGAAGUGACAAACAUCCAUUUAUGAACAGUUCUGAUGACAACUGUCACUUUUGUAUCACAUAAAGAUGCAAUGAAUGGCUUCUGUAGAUUUUCUUUGUGAUCAGAGGCAUUCGGCAGUCCUUCUGCAUUACCAAGUAGUGUUUGUUACAAGAUAAGAUUUCACCAGACGAUAUUUAUGUAUUGCAGCUCAGAAGGUAACCAUAAUUCUAUGCAAAAUAAUAAAAUCUUUCUGUGAAUGGAAAGUAUUUCUGGUUGGGUGGGAUUUAUUGUAUUGUAUUUUAGAACUGUGUUUGUAAUGUAUUAUUCAAUGAAGUAUAUUCUAUGAUGAGUUGAUGGAAUCAAGGUGAUUUGCACCAUGAUUGCUACUGUGUAUUGAAUGAAAAUGAUGAAUGCGUUCGAAGAUCUGACAGUUUGUUUAAAGCAAGUUAUUGUGGUGAGUGCAACGACUUACGGUGAAUUGACCAGUUCAUAUUACCGCAUUUCUGCAUUUCAUUUCACUACGAAUGCUAAUUCCAUGCCUUGAUCUCCAUUCUGGUAAGUGAUCUUGGUAUAAGAAGAAUAAUUAUUUAGUACUUUUGUAGUUGUCAUGGAAGGGUCGUUCUUCAUACAACACAAUAAAUAGACCUAUAUACCUUAAAAUAAAAUGCAAUUUGAUGAGUUGGAAAAAGUUGAAGGAUAGGAGUUCGAUGUUGAAAAUAUUAAAAAAUUAUAAAGAACAAGACGAAAUUUAUUGCUAUCCACUUUGUUGAUGACUCCUUCAUCGUCACAUGAUCAGCAAUGAGUUCAAAAACAGUCACUACAAUAAAAUCACUACACUGAAACACUGAAAGAUCCUGUUGAAUUCAGUGGAUUAUCAUUCAUUAAGCCAGUCUCAAUUCAUAAGGAAUUUUAUUAAGAAUAACGGCACAUAUAUGGUGCACUGUUUCGUUCUCCAGAACUUUAAAAAUCUGAAUCAAUCAAGGUUUCAGAUACGCCUUGCUGACAAGUGCCAAAAACCGCGAUAAUUAAAUCCACCGCUUUUCACAGGCCUCAUUCAUUCAACUAACAUCUGCCUCAUAAUCUCAUAUUCAUUUACAUCUCUGUAGAAUAUAUUUUGAACAAUUCAACAACUGGUAUACAAAUAAAAAAGAGAUGAAGUUUUCUGUUCUCCUUAUUCUUUCACAUAUAUUUGUUCAUUAAUAUUUUUCAGUCUGAGCUCGUUUUUUCAUCUCAAUAAUAUGUAUAUAGUCGACAACUAGAACAUGUAAACAAUCGUGAAUCGAAUAAAUGAUGCCAAUCACUAGAAGAAGAAAAAAAUGUAACAAUUCGGAAUUUAAUAUCAUUCAUUCAAUAGUUAAUUUAUCCAACUGUGUAAAUAUAUAUUUCAUUGAAUUACUAAGCGUAAAAUUAUCUAACACCUACUUUAUUGCCUACGUAAAUUUUUCAACUUCCAGGCAUUUUGAUAUAGGUACAACAUUGAUUAAAUAUGAACUGGUCAUAUGAUAUAUCGAAUGCAUGAUUGUAUAUAAGAAUGACAGAAUUGCAAAAAACCACAACACUUUAAUACAUAAUCGUCAAACAAUGCGAUUUCAGCUUAAUAUGUUCCUUCUACUAACUGCUUUGAUAACUAUGUUCAACUUUGUUGAAUCGGCAGUCUUGACAGCAGGAAGUAAUACAUCACAGUCUCCAGGAUCAUUAUGGGAUUGGGUAAAGUGGCUGUUAACCAUUUUAUGCACGAUUACUAACAUCGUGACCACUUACUUCGGAUAG
Messenger RNA from Heterobilharzia americana, 7618 nucleotides. Lineage: Eukaryota; Metazoa; Platyhelminthes; Trematoda; Strigeidida; Schistosomatidae. The record is from the annotation of a GenBank genome assembly.